AUGGCGGGACAUUUGUUAAUGACGCUUCCGUUCCCCAAGCCGGAACCUCUUCUCAAGGCCCUUGAGGGAGCGUUUCCGAGCUUGAAGAUUACGUACUUGCGUCAUGAAGUUAAGCCGGUGGAAGCAUUUUUCAAGCACGACAUGCAUAUCCCACCAGGUGAUCUCUAUUUCCCACUAAGUACGCUGCCAUCUACAGAAAUCCUGCGUGAAGCCACUGCCCUGAUGACCUUUGGAGUCGUUCCUGAUCCUUCUGAUGCUCCUAACCUCCGCUACAUCCAUUUCGCCGUCGCGGGAACCGAUCACGUUGCUCAUAAGCCGGCAUUCAAGGAUCCCAACAUCACCAUCACAACUUCCACUGGCGGCUCGAGCAUUGCUGCUGCAGAAUGGGUCAUUGGAUCUGUUCUUGGAUUGACGCGCCAGCUGUUUCAGUUUAAAGAGUUGCAGAAUGCGAGGGCCUGGGGUAGCUCGGUGUUGGCGCCGCCGCCAUUUACCCUUGAUGGGAAGAAGAUGGGCAUUAUUGGAUACGGAUCCAUUGGCCGGCAAGUGGCGCGUUUGGCACAGGCUCUAGGGAUGGACAUUGUUGCCUACAACUCUCGUCCACGUCUUACAGCUGAGGAUCGCAAAGACCGGAACUGGUACCAAGCUGGCUCCGGUGAUCCAGAGGGCACGAUUCCGAGCGCUUACUUUCACGGCCAGUCCAAGGAAGCUCUUCACAGCUUUCUCUCUCAAAACCUGGACAUCGUAGUUCUCUCCCUCCCGUUGACAGCUGCCACGAAACACUUCAUUGGAGAGGAAGAGCUUUCAGUUUUAAAUGCCAAAAACCCAGCGAUCUUGGUCAACGUCGCGCGUGGCCCGAUUGUUGACCAAGACGCGUUGAUCUCGUCGCUGAAGAAGGGCGCUGCUGGCGGAGGCCUUUUGGCUGCGGCUCUGGAUGUUACGGAUCCUGAGCCUUUGCCUGUGGAGAGUGAGCUGUGGGGUUUGCCGAAUGUCUUUGUUACGCCCCAUAUCAGCUCUGUUACGCAGCAGACUGUUAUACGGGCGUAUAAGAUUCUGCAGGAUAAUUUGGUUCGGCAACAGAAGGGUGAGGAGAUGUUUAAUGUUAUUAAGAAGGGAAGCGUAUGA
Trichoderma virens Gv29-8 is the source of this 1122-nucleotide messenger RNA. RefSeq lists its product as uncharacterized. The record is from RefSeq and is a predicted model, not a curated record. NCBI's taxonomy places the organism in Eukaryota, Fungi, Ascomycota, Sordariomycetes, Hypocreales, Hypocreaceae. Gene Ontology annotation, molecular function: NAD binding. Bases 1 to 1122 code for a protein of 373 amino acids. The transcript is spliced from 3 exons.